AUGGGCAAGAACCAACCAAAGAAUAAUAGAGUUGAGGAUGCUGACCAUAUCCCUACCUCUACACGUCCCAGACGUGGCAUUUUGGCACUAGUCUACCUACCAAACCAAACGGCACAUCCAACACGCAGCACCACCAGGAAGCAUACCCAAGAGGCUGUUGGUAGCAUAGAGAGCACAUUAGAGUCCUUUAAUCUACCGCGGGUCACUUUGAAAGUCCAGAGUGCCUCCGCAGGGGCAAAAAAGUCAAAUAUAGAGGAUAAUCAUCAAGUUGGACCACCAAAGAAUGAAGAUAUCCACCCAAAGUCUGCAUUUCCAGGAGUAUCUGCAAACAAGCAAACCUGCAUCAAACCUUUAACAGCAGAGCAUGACUGGAACAAAGUCGAAAGAUCAAUAUCAGGAGAUAUACUUAAUAGUGACGCAGAAAGUGCAGUACUUCCAGCAUUAAACCUUGAAGAUUCAGAGGAAGUGGAAGAACUAUCGUCUGGCUCUUACUCCAACAAUGAGGUGGGGAGCGAUGCACCAGAUGAUCACUAUGCAACUGGAAGCGAGUCAGAUCUUGAUGCAAUCCGAGAGAGGUUUGCCAAAUGCCGUCUAGUGGAGACCAACGUCAAUGGGGUAGUGGUCAUGCAUGCUAGCCCUAUGCCCAAGGCCACAGUGGGGAAGCGAAAGGGAAAGAAGGAAGGGAAUCCAGUUGCGAAGCAGGCUGAUGAGGAUAAAUCUGAGCAGAGAGCAAGCGCCUGGAGCUUUGAUGAAUUUGGUGAUGUCUGCCAGAAUGUUGCAGAUGUGCUUUGCUGUGGGGUGCAGGGGCUCACCCUCAGCUACAAGAUUGAGGUUGAUAAGCAGCAAAAGAAAUGGCAUAAAUUAGAUGACAAGAUGGAUUGGGAAGAUAUUGUCACCUUUGGGACAAAGUAUCGUCUUGAACAGGCUCAAAAGAAAAGAGAUGUUGAUGUAUGGUGUGUCUCAAUCAAGGAUGCCAGCAUCAGUAGUGCUGCAAAGGGAAAGGCAAAGGCCGCUGGUUCUGCAAAGGCAACUGUUGUACCUGAGCGAGCAACAACUCCAGCUGGUCCACCACUUCAUCAAGUGCCAAAUGACAGUCUAAAAUGCGAUAAGCAUGGAGGAGCUCGCUGUUGGAUCCCUGGUCUCAGCGAGGCCAGCCUUCUCCAGAAAUAUAGCCUCCAGCAACCCGUCCAUAUUCAUAUCACCGAUUCUGAAGUUCGAAAAUGGGUCUCUGAAAUGAAUGCUGGCAAUGCAUCGAGAAAUGGUCCAGGUAGUAUGCUUGGCCAGGAGAUUAUUAAGCGAUUUGCCAGCACUACCCAGGAGAAAAUCUUCCUGAAGAAGCAGGAGAGCAUGCUCUCACACCCCCAUAUCCCAGGCACUCCAUCCAAGUUUGAUUUCAAGCUCCCCACGGCGCCUACCCCUUUUCCUGACCGCACAUUUACAAAUAUCAAGGACAACAGCACCAUGGAAUCAUCUUCACAUUUGAAAAAGCUCAAGCUUUACUUCACCUCUCUCACACCAUGGCUCAAGGCUUGA
Messenger RNA from Serendipita indica DSM 11827, 1533 nucleotides. NCBI's taxonomy places the organism in Eukaryota, Fungi, Basidiomycota, Agaricomycetes, Sebacinales, Serendipitaceae. The record is from the annotation of a GenBank genome assembly.